AACUAAUCCGCUUUCCUUUCUGGGCCGAGCGGAUACCUACGGCUGCCUAAGGCUUCCAUGUGGUGCCGCUAGUCCCGUUUAGGCCAGAGUGCGCCCCAAAGCCUCAACUAUCUACUCCGAAGUCGAGUUACUACUGUCUCUCCUCCUCCGAUCGUGGUUCAUACACGACGCGGUGCGCGGGCAAUCUCUUUCGGGGGGUACCGCGCAUGUUCAGCUCUCCUCAUACGAUGCGGAAUAGUUUUCCUCCCAAAUGUGUCUAGCCUGUCCUGCAGUGUCGCAUCCUUUAUUCCUUCCCUGCAAGGACCUGAGAACUCCUAACUAAGCUAUGUAUAUUCUGGUCGGCGUGUCCAGGUACACUGCAAAUGUUGAGCAUAUGGAGGCUCCGACAUGCCUUGCGUCCCUCGGUCCAUUAGUCUAUCCCAUGCCUCUCUUAAUAUCCGCUUGUCGGUGACUACACGUGCUUUCGCCCGUGGCACUCAUCAUAUCCUCAGCCAGCUCUUGUUCGAAGAGGCCAUAAUAUACCCAGAUUAUCGUGCCAUAUGACAAAAACUGUGUGAACCGAUCCCAUAACAGCUCAUAGUGAGCUGUAUCUUGACCCGCACGGCACACCCGAACACCCGGCGUAGUCUGGUAGGCUCUGUAUGAUCGCGGAAGUAGUGGGGUGGAACAAAGAAAUCGCUAUCGCUGAGCUGGAUCAACCAGAACCUUUCUAACCGACACGAAGAUGAAGGAUGAUAGUAGGCGCCAUGGUGGACUCACGAGUCUGCCACAGUGUGGGUUAGUCAGCAAGGUCUCAAAUUUCCGAUCUUGUCCCAGUAAUGUCCGUGGCGAUGGGUACUAGCAGUCGCUUGGGCCAU
This is a messenger RNA of Aspergillus neoniger CBS 115656, 857 nucleotides long. RefSeq lists its product as uncharacterized. The record is from RefSeq and is a predicted model, not a curated record. The transcript has a single exon. NCBI's taxonomy places the organism in Eukaryota, Fungi, Ascomycota, Eurotiomycetes, Eurotiales, Aspergillaceae. The coding region runs from base 388 to 543 and encodes 51 amino acids.